AUGGGUCAAACAGGAAGUAUACCAGAACCUCAACCAAAUGAAGCAAUUAAUAAACAAACUUCACAUAAUCAUUCUAACCAUGAUAAAAUUUCGAAUGAUUUAAUGAAGAAAAAUUUUUCAAGUUUGGAAACUUACUCUUUAGAGAGUACUUUUGACAAUUUGUCAUGUCUAAAAGAUGAUAAACAAAAAUAUUUGGGAUUUCCAGAGGGAGCAAAAAUCGGUUCAUUAUUAUAUCGUUCAUUUACAUAUCUAGCCACUUAUCCAUCAUCAGUACAUGGAGAGAACCUUUUGACACUCAAUGGACUUUUAAAGGCUGUCGCAGUAUACUGUGAUAAGAUUCAUGACGUUAUAUUAGAAGACCGUGCCAAACUCAUCUUCGAAUCUUUUGCUAUGCAUGAAGAACACUCAGCCUCCGGAACAACACCUAAAGCAGGAUUUUCCUACGGUCCUGAAAACUCAUCUCAUGAUACUAACGAUGACAAUGAUGGCGAGGAGGGCAAACCAAAAUUAAAGAUUAGUUCUAUUAACCUCGAUGAUGACGCCGCAUUUUUAAGAGCCCUCGGUUUUCAACAAAGUGAUGAUGAUAAAACUCAUCUUGUCUCCAAAAUAUUAUGUACCGAUGUGGUAGAAAUCUUGGCAGGAAUAAUUUGGAUCAUGACGAUUUCUAAUUCUUUAAGUUCGUACAAAUCAAAGGAAUUCGAAUCUUUAAAAAGCAUUAAACAACUUCAUGAAAUUGUAACUCCUGUCGUUGAAAAUAUGGCAAGAUAUGAUUCAAACCUUCGCAAUCUUUCUCGUUCACAGAUCUUUUCCUCUUCAACUUUUAUAAAAUGGACAAUAUUUGAUGAUUUUAUGCGACGGAAUAUUCCAAAUAUUUUUAGAGAUUUCAUCCCAUUCUUUUAUGGGCAAUUCUUGAUUGGGUUGACAUUGUCGCAACACCGUGAAGAAUCUAUAAUAACGGGUUCUCAUUUGCCAAAGUUGGAUGGAAAGUCUGAAAAUUUGAAUCCUGCUAAUUUGGCUUUAUUGAGUUGGAUGUUACCAGAAGAAACUUUAAAAG
This is a messenger RNA of Funneliformis mosseae, 1054 nucleotides long. NCBI's taxonomy places the organism in Eukaryota, Fungi, Glomeromycota, Glomeromycetes, Glomerales, Glomeraceae. The record is from the annotation of a GenBank genome assembly.